This is a messenger RNA of Suillus paluster, 1218 nucleotides long. RefSeq lists its product as uncharacterized. The record is from RefSeq and is a predicted model, not a curated record. The transcript has 4 exons. The coding region runs from base 1 to 1218 and encodes 405 amino acids. NCBI's taxonomy places the organism in Eukaryota, Fungi, Basidiomycota, Agaricomycetes, Boletales, Suillaceae.
AUGACAGCUGGUGCUAACAUCAAGCAUCCUGGGAGUGAAGAGGAGUUGGAAGUGCAAGUGCCAGGGACACGCAAAACGAAGGGGAGGAAAGUAAUCCCAGUGAAGACGCCAGUGAGAAAUGUGAUUGAAGCAGCAGGCCUUAUCGAUGAAUCAAAAGAGACACAUGAUUAUGAUAACCAAGUGUCUGAUGUCCCCAUACUGGCCCCUAAAAAAUUCCAACUUUCUGGGCAUAUCCCGGACUGGGGAUCAAGCAUUCCCACUGGUGGUUCAAAGCCGUCCUCCAAUGCCAGACCUUCUGCAGCGUCUUCCAUCCAGGAGUCCACUAUCUCUAGUUCUGCUCCCUCCUCUAAGCUCACCAGGGGAACCACUAUCAGUAGCAGCAGUGCCCCACUCACGUCCAUCAGUAGCAAUUUUGAUGCUGGGGCUGACAAAUUGACAGGUCUUGCUAUUUCUACCCUGUUUGAUGACAAUGAUUUAGAUGAAUCAGGCAUCAAGAUUUCUCCCAAUGUCCCUGGCACUGCAGUGCCCACAAACUUAGCCCAACACAAUGCCAAUCUGGCACCCAAGCAGCUUGACGUGAUCGAACCUGACAUUGCCAAUGAUGGUACCUUCAUGAUUUCAAACAAUGAUUUUGAAAUGGACACCGAGGCACCUGCACAGGCUCCCCUAGCUCCCCUGAUUUACUAUGAAUCCAACUCAGAUACAGAUUCUGAUCUCGAACCUCCUCCUUCUGCACAGGUUCCCAAAGGAUAUUAUGAUGCUGACCCAUGGCCUCCACCUCUUGCCCAAGCCCACACAUCCCACCCUACCAUUCCAGCAACACGUGUAAAGCGGAAAUUCACAGAUAUCGAGGACACAGAUAUUGAGGACAACCUGCUUGAGGACGACCCUAUGAUCGAGGAUGACCUUGUCAUUGAGGAUGACUUGCUCUCCUCAUCCAAAGUUGAAUUUUUUGGUCACCACAAGAAGACCAUGGUCAAGACUGAACCCAAACCUGUGUCCUUGCGGGUAACGUCUGGGGUAACUGGUGUCGGUGUCAAUCACAAAGCCCCCAUGGCAAAGAGGCCAAAGCCCUCCAUUAAAAACAUUCAGAGUGUUUCCAGUAUCACAACCACCAAAAUACCUGAUCCCACAAACCCUGAAGAGGUUAUAGUGGAGAUUCUCCCCUGCUCUCAUUACAGGAUCACACACCUUCCUGGAGAUUCUUGGCACCUGUGA